GAGGGCUUUCACUUGAAAUUGGAUAACUUGAUUUAUGACCUAAUAUUGAUACUCUUAUUUUCUGAAAGAGUUACAUUACACGGAUUCAUCUCUAGAGUGAUAAUUACAAAUUACGCUGUGAAAGUGUACAGUGAACUGUGACAGUUUAGUUUAGGUGAUAGUGUACAUUUGUACACUUUGUACAGAGCUAGAAUGUACAAGUGUACUCUACUUAUGUGUUUAGUUCACGCUGUGAGGUGCAUACCAAACUCCAGAACUGCAGAGGAAAUUACCAGGAGCCAUCCUUCUGAACCUUACAGCCAGAGCACAUCUGAUCCUAGAAGGGGAAUGGAAGCAUACCCUUCUGAACAGACAACGAAAAAAGAUAUUGAAUGCAUUUAUGUGAACUCUGCUUGGAGUACAUGUGAUCUAAGUACACUGAAAAAAACCAAGUCAAUGAAAAGAUCAAGACCUGAGAUGGGGUCUGGUACCAAGUGCACAGACUGGAAAAAUCUAACCCAAUCAUGUUCCAAUGAAGAGAUCAUUUCAGAAUCUAGAAGUUUGGUGGAAAAAGAAAGAAAGACGACACAUAAAUUAGAAACCUACAGGCAGUUCAUUAACAAAACCCUUGGCACUCUGGACAAUUUGGAGAAAAGGGUUUCAACCAUUCAAACUGUUCAUCAACAGUCCAGACAAAUGCGUGACUCUUACCUAGAGUCCAGUGAGCUUGAAAAUACCAGAAAGAAGUUGAAGCAAGUAGAAGAGGAAAAUCUAGCUCUAAAAAAUAAAAAUACCCAAUUGAAAACGGAUUACAAUAAUUUAAAGACUUCAUAUUCUGGAUGUAUAAGCCCUGAAAAAAAUAAUGAUCAGAUGGAAAAGUUAAAAAACUUAAAAGAAGAUAAUUCUGAGUUAAAGAAGAUAAUUGACUAUGGAUAUGGAGCUAAAAAUACCCACGGUCUUCCAGGAGAGGUUAAUCCCUGUGAACAGUCCUUUAAGCUGACGAUGAAUAAUCUUGAAAGCAUGAGGGUAAAGAUGAAAGAUUUGAUAGCUCGGCUUGAAAUCCAGACAGCGGAGUCAUACAAAGAUAACGUGAGCUGUCAAGGUGACAUCAAGAAACUAACAGCAUUGGUGCAAGAUUAUAAAACUUCAGAAUCAGGGUUAAAACAAACACUCAGCAAGAUUUCUGUUUCAAGUAUACAGGAGUUCGAGCCCAAAGAUCUGGAACUUACUGCGCCAGCCUCAGACGACGGAACAGUGACCAUGUUAAAGCAGAUGCGGGAUCAAAUGGAACGAAUCAAUUUUAAAGAAAUUCAACUGUUUGACAGCAUUAUUGCCAAAAUGUCGGAGAAGAAGAAUGCCGCGUCGAAUAAACUAGUUGCGCGGCUGAAGGAUCAGGAGGAGUUAAUACAAUCCCUGGUAUCAGAGGCGGGGAGGAGUAAGGAUACGAUUGAUGGUUUGACCGCUCUAGUCUCCAGACUUAGACAAGACAAGGAAAGAGCCGAUACUGGUCUCAAUACAGUGUCCCGGAAGCUGAAAGAUUUUAAAGACAGUAUGUUGAUGGUACUGCACAAGUAUAACACUGUAAAAAGAUCAGCUGUGGAUCAGAAUAAGUUUAACCUUUGUUUAAACAAUCUGGAUGUUUAUCGGUCAAAGUUUGAGACGUCAAUGAUGUUAGUAAACACAAUCCGGACUGUAGCUCAGCGAUUCAGAGAGGAUUUCAUCGUUAAACUAAUUUCAAAGAUGAAAAUGCUUCAACAGAAGAACAAGGAACAGUCCCUUACUAUCAUGAGACAACAGCAAUCCAUCAGAAUGAACGAGGAUGAGUUGGAAAAAAUAGGAGAUUACUUAACUCAUUUUGUGAAAGAGAUGAAAACUUUUGGAUCAAAAUAUACUGGAUUACAAAGGAAGUUAAAUGACACUAUUAAGACGAAAAAUGUGGAUUUUGUAAAGAUAAAAUACGGUUUAGAGGAUGUGAAAGAAGAUUCUCACAAAAUUUACAAUAUGUACAAAAAUGAAAACUUGUACAAGGAAGAUUACCUGGCCUGUACAUACCGUGUACAUGAGAUGGAGAAGCUGGCGGAUAACAGUUUAAGUGUACUGCAGCAGUACAAGGGAGCUGUACAAGCGUUUAGAAGAGAUUAUCUUACCAGGCUUAUACAGAAGUUACAAUCUUAUCAGUCGAAUUUGGAACUAGAGAGAUUAAUGCGGAAAGAAAAGGAGAAAGAAGUAAUGCAGUUAUACAAAUCUCUAGAACAUGUUGAAAAUACGAUUAGGCACUUCAAACUGGAGUUUCAGGAGUUUAACGCCAAAUAUUUCCAACUAGAAGAUACAUAUACAAGUGUUAAGAAUAAUAUGACAGAGUUAAAAAAGCAUGAUGAACAAAGAUUAAAUAACAUUGGAGGGGAUCUCGGAAUGCUUAUGAAUAAUAUGCAGAGAAUUAUAGAAACAUAUAAGACAAAACUGAAGGAAGAUAGAGCAAGCUUUGUAAGUAUCAAGGACCAGCUGGAGAAAUUUAAAAACAAAAUGAAGUUUGAUAUGGAUUGUGAAGAGAAACUACAGCUGUGUCUAGAUGAGAAGGAAGAAUAUAGGACUCAUCUUAGAACAGAGCAAAUGCAGUUAUACAAGUGUAAUGUUAGAUUUUACCGUGGUCAGAAAGUGUUGAAGGAUGUGAAUGAGUUCUAUAUUUAUUUAAUGGAUCGUCUUGUAAGAUUACAUGAUGGAAUUCAUAAUCUUAAACUCAUCGGUAUAAAUCUUAGAGAUAAUCUAGUCACAGUGCACGCUGCUAUGGGACAUUGCACAGGCAAUCUCCAGGCUCUUCGUCACGAGUGUCAAGGGCUUGUAAGCUGGUAUCAGACUCUUCCAAAUAUGGAAAUCUUAAAGAGAAAACUCUCCACGUGUCAGCAGCAAGCUCAAUAUAAUGAGAAUUCUCCAACUUAUCUGUUUGAUCAGAUAAGAGAACAGAAAGACAAGUUUGCUAGGAUUGCACAGAAGGAAGAAAACUGUGAGAGAAGGUUAAAGGAGAGUAUGACUGAAAUGAUAGCAUUGACCAGACACUAUCAUACUCAAUCUGGAAAAGAUGACUCUGAUAGAUCUGAUUACACGGCAAAAAAUCAAGAAAAUGUUUUAAGAAUAAAUAAGGUUCUGUAUGAUCAGAUUUUGAACAGCACUGGAGUUUCAAGAGAAAAAGAUGAAAUUCUGAGAUCCUGGAAUAGUUCAAAUCUAUCAUCUACUGAAAAGGCCUUGAAGUACUUGUUUGGACAUUGGACUGGAUCUCAGAUAAGCCAUCAAUCAUACCAAACAGAGAUCUCUGGACGCCGAAUCAUAGAAACGGAUUCAAGCAAUUUGACAGGAGUUUAUCUGAAUAUUGUUGAAGAGAUUAAGACAGCGAUGCAUCAGUUAAACGAUAAAAAAGACAAUUUAAUCACAAAAUUGAAGAAAUGUCAAGGAAAAUAUCCAGAUGUUUUAAAAAACGCAGACCUCAAGGAUUAUUUCCCAAAAGCUGAUCGGGUCACACAGGAGGAAGACCUAGUAGCAAGUCCAGUUCUUCUUGAAGUUGAUAAAACCAAAGUACAAAAUCCUGAACUAGAAACAAAUGUGCGUCCACAUCUGCGAAAACAAGUUCCUGCAAUUAAACCUGGAAUUCCAAUUCUCCUGAGAAAUGAGAACUCUCAAUAUGAUUCCAAAAAUAGGUCAGAAGUCUCCCAAAACCUCUCUUCUGAGAAAACCUCGGGUUCCCUUUUGGAAAACAUCUCUAACACUCUCAACCCUACAAGCAUGUCUCAAGAAACCUUUCCUACAGUUACUGAAGCUUCGGUUGAUGAUCUGUUCUCUACUACAGUAAUACCGGGUGCAAUAGACCUAGAACGGCUCCAAGGGCUUUUAAACUCAACUGUUCAGAAACCUCCAACGCUCAAGCCAUUGGAAGAUUCGGAAAAACUUCCCGAGACCCAAGAGAGUUUAGAUAAAAUACGAAGCAAGAUGCUGAAUAUUAAAGAGCAGCUAGUUAAACAAAAGCAGGAUUUACAGCAGAAGAAACAGGAAACAGUUAUUCCUUCAGAAUUGUCUGAUGAGAACCAAGAUGGGGAAAAAGAUGAAAAAAUAAAUAUUGAUAAAAUCAAGAAAAUUCUGGAAGCUACAGAUGCAAAAUGAAUAAAUGACCU
This is a messenger RNA of Eurytemora carolleeae, 4139 nucleotides long. Its product is annotated as desmoplakin. The record is from RefSeq and is a predicted model, not a curated record. Bases 193 to 4128 code for a protein of 1311 amino acids. The transcript is spliced from 44 exons. NCBI's taxonomy places the organism in Eukaryota, Metazoa, Arthropoda, Copepoda, Calanoida, Temoridae.